Glycine soja is the source of this 882-nucleotide messenger RNA. Its product is annotated as protein FAR1-RELATED SEQUENCE 5-like. Bases 1 to 882 code for a protein of 293 amino acids. NCBI's taxonomy places the organism in Eukaryota, Viridiplantae, Streptophyta, Magnoliopsida, Fabales, Fabaceae. The record is from RefSeq and is a predicted model, not a curated record. The transcript has a single exon. Gene Ontology annotation, biological process: regulation of DNA-templated transcription.
AUGAGGUCUGAUACAUAUACUAGUAGCAGAGGAAGAACUUCAUUUGUGUUAAUUGGGUGUGAAAGGAGCGGUAAGUACAAGUGUAGGAAGAAAGAAUUUGUUAGAAGAGACACAAGCACUAGAAAAUGUGGUUGUCCCUUUAAGAUUCAUGGAAAACCAGUGCAUGGAGGUGAAGGUUGGACGGUGAAGCUGAUAUGUGGGAUUCACAACCAUGAAUUGGCGAAGACCUUAGUUGGACAUCCAUAUGCUGGGAGAUUGACAGAUGAUGAGAAGAAUAUCAUUGCUGAUAUGACGAAGUCGAAUGUAAAACCAAGAAAUAUCCUACUAACAUUGAAGGAGCACAACGCCAACAGUUGCACCACAAUCAAACAAAUCUACAAUGCAAGAAGUGUAUAUCGUUCUUCAAUCAGAGGAGAUGACACUGAAAUGCAACACCUAAUGAGGCUCCUUGAACGUGACCAAUACAUUCAUUGGCAUAGAUUGAGGGAUCAAGAUGUGGUGUGUGAUUUGUUUUGGUGUCACCCAGAUGCAGUUAAGUUAUGUAACACAUGUCAUCUUGUUUUUUUGAUAGACAGUACCUACAAAACAAAUAGGUACAUGCUCCCAUUGCUUGACUUUGUAGGGGUGACACCAACCGGGAUGACUUUCUCUGCUGGGUUUGCAUAUCUGGAGGGUGAGCGCGUGAACAAUCUUGUAUGGGCAUUGGAAUGGUUUCAAGGCCUUUUUUUAAGAAAUGAUCGCCUUCAUGUUGUUAUUGUCAUAGACAGAGACCUAGCCCUGAUGAAUGCUGUGAAAGUUGUGUUUCCGGAGUGUAUGAAUUUGUUGUGCAGGUUUCACAUAGACAAGAAUGUGAAGGCAAAGUGCAAAUCGCUAAUUGGUUAG